AGCACAGUGUCUUUUUUUUAAAUGUUUCCAGUGUUUUAGAUCCUACUGCUUCACCUGGUAGUCUAUUCCAUACAUUUAUAACUCUCUGUGUAAAAAAUGUGCUUCCUACCUUCUGUUCUAAACUUAAUGCUACUUAGCUCAUAGACUUUGUUUGUGUGUUUAUUUUCCUCUCCUGACUCUAAUAUUGCCUAUGACUCUACAGAAAAAGAAAUAAAUCAUCUGUUUGCUAUUGAUUGCACAAUGGUGGGACUGUUUAUCCUGUCCACUUGCCAAUUAAGCCAGACGUUUAAAAUAAUAAAAAGUGCACUGAGCAAUGAAGCAAUCCCAGGCAAACAAACCCCAGGAGCCUGUGUGUAUUUUGCAAUGUCUGUACCCAGCAGUCAUUUGACUCUUUCUUUGUUGAGCUGCUUAAAAUUCCUUCACUAGUUGACAUACAUUCCUUGAAGACAAACAGGUGACCUUACGAGAAGUUGCUUUCUUUGGGCGUUACACAACUGACAGUCAGCAAUGGUCAGAGUCUGUGAGGCUUGAGCCAGUGACUGCCCUGUAGCAACACCAAGGCAGCUGGAUUCUGAUCCUGGACUGCACGCAAGCCUGCGGCGAUGAUGAGGAAGGUGUUCGUUUUCCCUGGCCAGCCCAUGCCCUCGGAACCUCAGGAGACCAUGAGGAACCUGAACUGGCGGCUAGCCGGCUUCCUGGAGCAGGUCCGCAGCCUAGAGGAGAUCAACCAGGGGCUGGAGGGGCAGAUCUGCAGCUGGAUGAAGAGCCACACGCCCCAGCAGAGGGAGUGGAGCCAGGCAGAGGGAGCGUUGACCCAGCUCAGGGAGGAAGUACGCAGUCUGUUGGUAGAGAACGCAAACCUGACCCUUCAGUUUGACACCACCCACAUGGAACUGACACAUCUCAAAACCAGGUGUGCCGCUGAAGAGUCCCGAACAAGACUGCUGGAAGACAAGGUGUCGUCCCUGCGAGAGGUGCAGCGCAGCUUGGAUCAGCAGAGCUCUGAGCUGCAGGCAGAGCUGGAGAGGAGGAGGCGGGAGAUCAGAGACUUACAGCUGGAUCACAAUGAGGCAGUGCAGGCUCUGCAGCAGUCUUGUCUCCUUGCUCCUGAUGUUCUGCUAGUGCUGUCAGAGGACGAUGGGAGUGGAAUGGAACUCUCCCGACUCUUCAGUGAGAUCAGGACCCACUACGAGAAGCUCGUCAGCAGCAGCAGCAAUGGGACGGGGGCAGAGGUCCCGGGAAGCACAGCCAUCACCCAGCUUGAGGAAGCCCAGGAGAGUAUGAAUAGAGAUGAGGAUGCGUUGAAGGCUGCGAGGGCAGAGCUAAAUGAGGCCCGGAGGCAGUGGCAGAGUCUGGAGGUGGAGAUCGAAUCCCUCCACGCACAGGAGAAGGGUCUGGAGAACUCUCUGCUGGCUUCAGAGCAGCAGUACAAGAGUCAGAUCCAUAGCCUGGCCGCCGUGAUCCAGGGGCUGGAGGCUGAGCUGCGGGAGAUGAGGAAGGGCAUUGAGAGCCAGCGGCACCAGCACGAGAAGCUGUUCAACACCAAGGAGCGUCUGGAGAGGGAGAUCGCCACCUACCGCAGCCUGCUGGAGAGAGAGGAGAACAGGCUCCAUGGAUCAAAUGCCUCCAGGAAUACCUUGGAAUCAGACAUCUCCGGGAAUUCCCUGAAAUCAAGGACCUCAAUGAACGGCAUGGAGUCUCGUCCUUCCUGCCACGUAAUAAAAUCAGAUCCCUCCGGGAAUGUAAUGAAAGGGAACACCUCCAGGAAUGAGGGGGACUGCCCAGCCUUGAGGAAUGGUGUGGAACCAAGCAGCUUCAAGAAGCAUGUGAUGUCAAAGGCUUUUGAGAAUGACAUGAUGAAGAAAUCAAAACCACUGCGGAGACAGAAAAGCCUAGUGUUACUUCCAGCCUUGGAUAUUGAGAAGGAUACAAGGAUCGAGACCGUGACCACCCAUGAGAUCUUGCAGGGAAACGUGGUGAGGGAGAGUGCAGAAGCCCACGGCACCAUAGAAAAAGAGAAGAUUGACGAGGUGAUAAAGGAGUGGGAGGGCUCGUUCUUCAAGGGGAACCCCCGUCUGCGGAAGAAGUCUGUGUCACUGCGCUUCGAUCUCCACCUGGCCGUGGCCAACGAGAGCUGUGUUGAGACCACGGAGGACAGUGUGGCCGACGUGGAGGUCAGGCUGGUCAUGAAGAGGUCUCGAAGCAUCGCCACCAUCACCCCCUAACAUCCAGGGAUGGCCUCCCCCAAAAGCACCCCCCCCCCCCAACAGCACACCCCCAACAACCACAGCAGCACAGGAUCCAACACAACAGGCUUACAAAGCUUACAAUGACAUUUUAUCACCUAUCAUCAGCAUAACAACUGAUCUUAUAAGUCACAUGUUAUUGGUUUAGGAGAUGUUGGGAUGUUGAGAUCCAUACACAAGAUAGGUGAUUGGUUGAUUACUCGAAAGUGAUUUUUUUUUUUUAUUAUACCUUAGAAUAUGUGGUAACAUUUAAAUUAAUCUGGACUAGAUUUUUUGAAGCCAUGGAAAUUAGUUGCAACAACUUUGUUGACUUUUUAUUUCAUCCUUAACGAGAAACUUUUAAAAUCUGCUUGAGUGAAGAACACAUUUUGGUAAUGUAGGAUCAGGAGCCAGGAAUGGGGACAUGGAAGCAAAGUCUUCGAUAAUGAACUUUAUAUUGUUGUGUCAGGAAAAAAUGGGCAGACAUUAGUCAAAAGGGUCAACAGCAAAACAGUGAUGUACUGGUUGAGAAUGCUGUUAUGCUUAGUGUGUUUUUUAUGUUUUAUUAAUCCUGGGUUAUUAAAUAUUUAAAGGUAGUACAUCAUAAACAUGUGAUGUUCAAAAUUAGCAGGACACAAAUUAUCAAUCCACAGUCUAAAUGCACUUUGCAGCUAGUGGUUUAAAUGUAAUGCACGUUUACUGCAUUUGAACUGUAAUUGUUUUGGAUGGGGGCAAAUUGAAGGUAGCCCACAGUGCAAAGAUAAUGGUUUGCUCACAUUGGAUUAUGGAUGUACUGUUCUGUACAGGUGAUCUAAAGUAUACUGUACACUAUCUAAAUUGUAAUUGUAAAUUGCCAUGACAUCAUAAUAGUUAGAAUUCAGUGUUGCCAAAUCUGUGCCAAAAUGACAUCAUAUUACAGUAGCAUGGCACCUGAUUCCAGAAUGCUGGUGGAUUGUGGAAUUAGUACUUUAUCCUGGUAAUGAUGCAAAAGUAGUAAGAAGCCCUUUUUGUGAGCUCUUAAGAUAAAGGAAGUCUACCAAAGAUCAUAAAAAAAACUGACAUAGAAAAAUGGCCUUAUAAAAAUGUCCCA
Acipenser ruthenus (sterlet) is the source of this 3315-nucleotide messenger RNA. RefSeq names its product keratin 222 (gene krt222). The transcript has 11 exons. Gene Ontology annotation, molecular function: structural molecule activity. NCBI's taxonomy places the organism in Eukaryota, Metazoa, Chordata, Actinopteri, Acipenseriformes, Acipenseridae. The record is from RefSeq and is a predicted model, not a curated record. Bases 603 to 2225 code for a protein of 540 amino acids.